AUGUUGCUCAAGCCUGCGACGCCCCUCACUAUCUUGCUGCUGAUCGCCUUUGUGCUUUUGCUACUCUCUUGUCUUUCAACUCCUAUUGUCAGAGGAAUUCCUCUAGCAACUUUCAAAAACGUGGAUUAUGGUGUCUUUGGAUAUUGCAAGGAUGAUUUGAGCAGCACCGAUGAUUUCAACCUCCCUUCCGGCACUCGAAAGUCACUGUCCGCGAUCCUCAUCGUCCACCCAGUUGCCGCCUUCCUAACACUCAUCUGCCUCUGCCUGGCAAUUGCGGCCCACUUCCAUGCGCCCUCCCACUCGCCGCGCUUCCUCUUGGCGCUCCUCAUAUUGUGGUUGCCAACACUUCUCGUGACUCUCCUCGCAUUUCUCGUCGACAUCUUGCUCUUUGUCCCACAUCUAGGAUGGGGAGGUUGGAUUGUGCUGGUCGCGACCAUCAUCCUCACCUCUUGCGGAGUGGUUACUUGUGCCAUGCGCCGCACCCUUGUGAGUAGGAAGGCAAGGAAGCGCCGGAUGGCGGAAAAUGCCGAGAUGAGUGGGGAGAACUAUUACAACCGACAGACUGCUGCCGCGGCUGCGGAUGUAGCCCUCGCUCCGGCUCCCGUCGAUCCCAAGGAAGCCUAUGUUUCGAACUCUUUCAACUCCGACUCGGGCCCAACAUUCGCAUCCUUCCAUACAGAUGCGCGCGACAGUGAUGACGAUAGAACUCCUCUCAAUUCGCGGACGCCGAUGAGCGAUAUUCCAGCACCCCCGGAUAAUCGCGGUACCCCCUAUUUCGCUCCACAAAACGAAUUUGCCAACCUUCCGCCUCAGGGACAGGGUCCGUACGAUAUUGCGCCAGUGUCACGGAACACCUCUGAUCCGCGAGUUCGUCCCAAAUAUUCCGAUGGUAGCAUGGGCUCUCGAAGAGGAGGAGCGCCACCUGGUUUCAAUGGGCGCGGGCGGGGUGGAUAUCCUCCCCGCGGUGGACGCGGAGGAUCUUACAUGGGACCUUCUCGUGCCCCUUCUCCUGGCUCCCGGGGUGGCUACACAGGGCCAAUGGCUGGCCGUGGAGGUCACGGUGGAAUGCUGCCACCUCGAGGACCGCCAGCGGACUAUGGCCCAGGUCAAGGCGGCGCCAAUCGCGGGUUUGACGCGUAUAGUCAACCUGUACCGCCUCCCAUGGAUGAUCGUAACACUUAUGGGCCACCGGGUCAGAUGCGUCAGCCAUCGCCCGGGCCCAUUGGUAUGGCCGUGUCACCGGAAACGGUUGGCCAAACCAUCGAGAUGACUCCGCAACAUCGGCCGCAGCACAAUGUGAAUGCGUCUACUCAACCAAUGAGCAGCGUACCCCAAACGCUGUCGGCUGAAAUCAAUCUUUCCGUCCCCGAAAGCCCGACAAGCAUGAACAGUCGACUUAGUUCUUACAUUCCUUCUCGCUCUGGCUGGAGUACAAAUGAUUCUCGUACAUCACCGCGGCUGCCGGAGCAACCUAUGCAGCCUAACAACAGCGGUGCCACUUACUACGAAGACGUGGAUCCCCGCUUCGUUCAUCGGCCAUCGCCCCCUCCAGACUCUGCGAUUCCCCACUCUCUCACGCCUGGAGUUGCUCUCUUUUAA
Molecule: messenger RNA, 1599 nt
Organism: Penicillium digitatum Pd1
Lineage: Eukaryota; Fungi; Ascomycota; Eurotiomycetes; Eurotiales; Aspergillaceae
Source: RefSeq, a predicted model, not a curated record